CUUCAGAUGAGCUUUUUCCCACUAUCCUUUGCGAUGGGCUGACAAGUGGAUCCAAGAUGGCGUAGAAAGUAAAGCUAGACAUUCUGUCCCUGAGUCAUGGCGGACAGGAGAGCGGAGAAGUCAUGUGAAGAAGCCAGCGGAUCGUUAGCCAGGCGGGAGUACGAGGUGGCGGUGAGCCACUGCACAGAUGCGCUGCUGGCCCUCGGCCCCCCGGCCCCUCCCAGCCCUGGAACCCCCACAUCCAACCCCCCCAACGACACGGUUACCCCCCUCCGCAGCCGCCUGCUCUACAGGAUAGCCGCCCUGCUACAGCUGAAAAACUAUGAUCAAGCAGAUGAAGACUGCAAACAUGUUCUGGCCGAGGAGCUGGCCAAGGGAGACGGGUCGUUUCAGGCCAGCCUGCGCUGCAUGCUGCUGGACGGCAGCCUGCACGAAGUGGCUGGCCUCCUCUCCAAGUCCCUGUUUGGGGAGCCUCUGAAUGGCAUCGUCACCAAGGACUUAACUAGAUUAAAAAUGCUUCUCUCAGAAAUUGAAGCCAUUCGUAGCGAAAUGGCUACAGAAUAUACAGACGACAACGAGGAAGUACGGGAUGGAUGGCAGUUUCGCCCCCCGCCUAGAGGAGUUACCAGCAGUGAGGAGUACACGCUGUGUAAAAGGUUCCUGGAGCAGGGCCUGUGUCGCUACGGUGCCCAGUGCACGUCGGCCCACUCCCGGGAGGAGCUGAUGGAGUGGCAGAAGCGCUACGCCUCGCGCCUCAUCCGCCUCAAGCAGCAGCAGGAGAGCAAGCACUUCACCGAGAACUACAUGGAGGCGCUCAUCGAGAAGUGGAUGAACUCUCUCUCCCCUGAGAAAGUGCUGAGUGACUAUUUGGACGGCGUCAACGUGGAACACAGCUCCAACCUCUCCGUAACUGUCACCACCAAGAAAUCAGCUCACUCCUGGACCUUCUCCCUGUUCUGCAAGCCUGUGAGGAAGCUGUACCGCAUCGCCCUGCUCUACGACGCCCACCGACCCCACUUUUCCAUCACGGCUGUGUCGGUUGGCGAUGCCGGCGCCCAGCGGCUGCAGGCGGCGGCCGAGGGCUGCCAGGAGUGGACGGCGGGCGAGGAGGCGCUGGCGGCCGACAACGGCAUGGACCACUGCGUCUACACGGUGGUGGUGGGCUUCAGCACCGAGAUCUUCGGCACCUUCCGCCAGACCAUAGUCUUCGACUUUGGCUCGGAGCCCGUGCUGAUGCAGCGCAUCAUGGUGGACGCCGCCUCCAUAGAAGACCUGGAGCACCUAAUGCAAGCCAGGCAGCAGCUCCUGAUGACGGCCAAGCGCUGGGACCCAUCCUGCAAGACAAUCGUGGAGUUCAGCCCCAACGAGACGGUUGACCUGGACCGCAGCCUGCUGGCUCGCUACCAGAUCCCUCUGUCGGCCGACCAGCUCUUCACCCAGUCGGUCCUGGACAAGACCCUGACCCGGGACAACUACCAGGCCCGCCUGCACGACCUGCUCUACAUCGAGGAGAUCGCCCAGUACAAAGAAGUCAGCAAGUUCAACAUCAAAGUCAACCUCCAGCUGGUCACCAGCUUCAUGCUGACGGGCAUCUCGGGUGGCGCCAAGUACGCCCAGAACGGGCAGCUCUUUGCUCGCUUUAAGCUGACGGAGACGCUGUCGGAGGACACGCUGGCGGGCCGCCUUGUCAUGACCAAGGUGAACUCUGUCUUGCUGUUGCCCCUGGCCCGCCAGGAGUGGUGCAGCCAGCCCCCUGGGGUCAAGGAGCGGGUCUACGAGGCCUGCAUCGAGGAGAAGACCAAGGACUACAUCUUCCUGCGGAUAUGCAAGGACUGCUGCGAGGAGCUGGGGUUGAUACCUGACAGGGAACUGCAGGUGGAGCUGCAGUUUCAGUUGAACCGCCUGCCCCUAUGUGAGAUGCACUAUGCUCUGGACCGCAUCAAAGACAACGGCAUCCUGUUCCCAGACGCCAGCCUUACACCCACCAUCCCCUGGAGCCCCAACAGGCAGUGGGACGAGCAGCUGGACCCGCGUCUCAACGCCAAGCAGAAGGAGGCCAUCCUGGCCAUCACCACGCCUCUCACCAUCCCCCUGCCCCCUGUGCUCAUCAUCGGGCCCUACGGCACGGGCAAGACCUUCACCCUGGCACAGGCUGUCAAGCACAUCCUCAGGCAGGAUGACAGCAGGGUUCUCAUUUGCACCCAUUCCAACAGUGCAGCUGACCUGUACAUAAAGGACUACCUUCAUCCGUACGUAGAAGCGGGCAACGCGCACGCAAGACCUCUCAGGGUUUACUUCAGGAACCGCUGGGUGAAGACUGUCCACCCGUUGGUGCAGCAGUACUGUUUGAUCUCUAACACACAGUACACUUUCCAGAUGCCUGAGAGGGAGGACAUCCUCAGGCACCGCGUGGUGGUGGUCACCCUCAGCACGUCCCAGUACCUCUGCCAGCUGGACCUGGAGCCAGGGCUCUUCUCCCACAUACUAUUGGACGAGGCGGCCCAGGCCAUGGAGUGUGAGACCAUCAUGCCUUUCGCGCUGGCCAGCAAAAGCACCCGCAUCGUGCUGGCUGGAGACCACAUGCAGCUCAGUCCGUUUGUGUACAGCGAGUUUUCUCGAGAGCGCAACCUGCAUGUGUCGCUGUUGGACCGGCUGUACGAGCACUACCCAGCCGAGUUCCCCUGCCGCAUCCUGCUCUGUGAAAACUACCGCUCCCACGAAGCGAUCAUCAGCUACACGUCAGAACUGUUCUACGACGGGAAGCUGAUGGCCAGCGGGAAGCAGCCGUCUCACAAGGACUUCUACCCGCUGACCUUCUUCACGGCGCGCGGCGAGGACGUCCAGGAGAAGAACAGCACGGCCUACUACAACAACGCAGAGGUGUUUGAGAUCGUGGAGCGGGUGGAGGAGAUGCGCAAGAAGUGGCCGGUGGCGUGGGGCAAGCUGGACGAGGGCAGCAUCGGCGUGGUGUCGCCCUACGCCGACCAGGUAUUCCGCAUCCGCGCCGAGCUCCGAAAGAAGAGGAUGCACGAGGUCAGCGUGGAGAGGGUGCUCAACGUCCAAGGUAAGCAGUUCCGGGUGCUCUUCCUGAGCACAGUGCGCACGCGGCACACCUGCAAGCACAAACAGACGGCCAUCAAGCGCAAGGAGCAGCUGGUGGAGGACUCUACAGAGGACCUGGACUACGGCUUCCUGUCCAACUACAAGCUGCUCAACACAGCCAUCACUCGUGCCCAGUCCCUGGUGGCCGUGGUGGGAGACCCCAUAGCGCUCUGCUCGGUGGGCCGCUGCAGAAAGUUCUGGGAGAAGUUCAUCUCCAUCUGCCACGAGAACGCCAGCCUGCACGGCAUCACCUUUGAGCAGAUCAAGGCCCAGCUGGAGGCCCUUGAGCUCAAGAAGACCUACGUGCUCAACCCGCUGGCGCCCGAGUUCAUCCCCCGCGCCCUGCGGCCCCAGCCGGCCCAGCACCCCCAUCAUCACCAUCACCCACACCACCAGGGACACACGGCCAGCAAGCAGCCCGGGCCCCAGCAGCAACAGCAGUCUCCUCCGAAGGGGAAAGGUCAACAUGCGAACCACACGGAGCACUUCCCACCUGAAGGAUUUGUUCAACCCAACCCUGCGGUGUUGAUGGGCAACCCCAUCCGGGCGUUCACGCCGCCCCUGGGGGGCACCCCUGGCGGCAUGGGCAAGUCCCCCAGUCCUGUGCAGAGGAUAGACCCCCACACGGGCGCCAGCAUACUCUACGUGCCCGCCGUCUACGGGGCCAACAUGGUCAUGUCCAUGCCACUGCCCUCUGUCCCCAUCCAGUUGCCAUGGCCCGGCUACCAGAACCGCUUUGCCAUGGACCCACGCAUCAUGAACCACCAGGCGGCCAUGGCCUACAACCUGAACCUCCUGCAGGCCCAGAACCGGGGCUCGCCCAUCCCCUACAGCGGAGUCGCACACCCUUCCCCCUUGGGCAUGGGCCAGCAGACUAGUCCCGACAAGGAGCUUCAGGCUGAUUCCACCAGAAACGGUAAAAUGGACGGGAGUGCAAAGUCCGAGCAGAGCCGGCUACAGACACCAGAGAGGAAGACCUCGGAGAUGAAGGACAAACCGGGAGAGUGUGAUCCGGGCGGUGGUCGGAGUCUGGACUCUCAGACAGAUGGACUGGGCUUCCCCAACGCCAUGCUCCACCGCAAGGACAACUCAAGCCAAAGACCCCUCAACUACCACCUGGCGCCCCCCAACCCGGCCUUUGCCCCCAUCCCGGGCCGGGCCUUCCCCCCACAGUACCCCGGCGUGUCCAGGCUCCCCUUUAGGGUGCCGUCCCAGCACCCAGGUGGGGGCCCGGCCAUGGGCCAGUCUAACCAGCAUCACUCGGCCCAGCUAUCACCAGCCUAUGACAGCGGCAGGCACAAUCCCUCCUUCUUUGGUGGGGUCAUGGCCUCCCACAGGGUUGUGCCAGAGACUGAAGAGGAGGGGCCGGAGGACAUGGGGAAUUCCAUGAGGUCCCAGAUGGGCCACCAAGGGGCGCACCACCCAGCCCUGUCGCAGCCCAGCCGAGUUAACAGCUUCGGGGAGGAGAACCAGGAAGGAGGCCUGGGAGAUGGGAUGGACCCCCUAGCUCUGGAGGCCCUGAGCCAGCAGGCGCGGCUGGGCCAGUGGGGUGAGCCCGGGCCCUUCCUCCAGGGCGGUGUGGCCUUCCCUCUGCCCCAGCAGCUGGCCCAUCUGGCCCAGCCCGGCCUAGCCCGCUUCCCCCCUCAGCUGCUGGCACGGGCCAACUGGAGGAUGAGCGCCGGUAUGGAGGACGAGGCUGGCGGACCGCCUUUCACCAGGUUCCCAGGCCUCCUGCGAGAGAUGCCACCUCAGGAUCAGCCCGAUCCCAGGGAUCUGGCAGAGAUGCAGCCCCCUCCCCAGUCCCGCCUGCUCCAAUACCGCCAGGUCCAGUCCCGCUCCCCAGGAGACCCCUCCUCCCCCUCGUCUGCAACCUCCAACCACACCGGCCCUUUCCCCCCUGGCCCCUAUCCUGGCCGAGACCCUACCAGCCACGAGCUGGACCUCCUCAAUAACCCAAGUCUCCAGCAGCACCCGGGGAACCAGCUCUACAACCCCAAUGCCUACCCCCACCAGCUGGGCCACUCUACUACCCCGCCCCCGCAGGUCAAGUACCUCCUCCAGGAGGCCCAGUGGCCUCACGGCGGAGCUGGCGUUGCUCAGAACCACAUGCUGGCCCAGGGCCAGGGCUUCCCCUACGGGCUGCCCGUCAUGGCCCACCCCAGUAGACAGGAGCAGGUCCACCUCAUGCAGCUCCACCACCAACACCACCAGCAGCAGCAGCACCACCAACAGCAGCAGCAGCAGGGUCAAGGCCCAGGCCAGGAGCCCUACCACCCCCUCUCCCCCAGAACAACAGGUGCCACCGCCCUUCACAAUGUAGAAGAGUAUGAACCCAGGGGUCCCGGGCGGCCCCUCUACCAGCGGCGGAUCUCCUCCAGCUACCCAGACGAGGGAUCCCCCGCCAACGCCGCCGUCAUGGCCCAGCAGCAGCCACAGCCCUGCCCGGCAGACCCCCAGGAGCACCCCCACCAACACCCUCACCCCCACCAACACACUCACCAACACCCCCACGCCCCCUACGGCUACCCCCCGCCCGAGCUGUGGCCCGGCAACGGGGGUGGCCCCGGCCCGUUCCAGAACAUUCCAUGCAACGGAGCCAGCACACUCGUUCAACACCAACACCGGGAUCUCCUAGCUUCCAAGGCCCUGCGGCAGGCAGCAGAGGAGCAGAUGAAGGCUGAAGCGGCAGCAGCAGUAGCUGCGACCCAGCCUCCCGCCCACUCCCUCCAGCACCUCGGACAGUUCCCCCCUCUCAUGCCCAACAGCAAGCAGCAGCAGCCGCAGCAGCAGCAAGCCCCCCCAGAGCCCGGCCAGGGCCCCGGGGGCCCCCAAAACCCUGGAAAACCCCCCACCAUGUCCUACGCCAGUGCCCUCCGCGCCCCACCCAAACCCAGAGCUCGCCCCGAACAGGUCAAAAAGCACAGCGACCCACUUUCCCUACUCCAAGAGCUCAGCAUAGGAAGUUCAAAUGGUAGCAACGGAUACUAUUCCUAUUUUAAAUGAGUUUCACCCCUGAGAAAUAACCCCUAGAAAAAUAUGGAGAAAAAAAAAAACGUAAAAUAUAUGAAAAAUUGAAAAAAAUCUAAUAAUGGCAAUACUUUUGUGAAAAAGACAAAAAAAAAUCAGCUUUUACAAAUUGUUUCUAUUUGUUUUUGUUUCCCGCUUUUUGUUUUAAACUUUUAUUUGUAAAAGUCAAAUCUUUCUUCUGUUUCACAUAUCUGACAUAAACAUUUUUUUUUUUUUUUUUAAAUAUGUAAAACUUAAGUAUAUAUAAUGGAUGCAUUACUGGUAUAUACAUACACAUGAUGUAUAUAUGAAUAUAUACUUAUAUUAUGUACACUUAUAUAUGUAUGUAAUGCAAAAAAAAGUUUUAAAAAAUGAACUAAAAUGAUUUUAAAAACAGCAUUUGGUUGACCACUUGGCUGCCUGUCUGUUUUCCCUUAUUGAAGUUUUUUAUGUUGAAGGGGGGGUUUUUUCUGUAAUUUUUUUGUUUUUAAAUUGUGUUUGGACUUUCUGUCUUGAUUUUCAUAAUAGUUGUGUUAACAGGGAAAAAGCUAAGUGGUCAACUAAUUUCAUAUAAAGUAUAUGGAGCAUUGUAUAGAAGUAGAUACAUUUUCCUCUAAUCUGUACAUAUAAAGAAAAUAAAUGACUGAGUUGUAUGCAAACAGACAUGUACCUAAAUUCCUGUAUCAUGUUAGCAUUUACAUUAGACUUCAUUUGGUUUGCUUUUCAUCCUCAACCUUAGACAUUCUCACCUGAAAAUCAUCUUCAGUGACAGAUUAGUGCAGUAAAUGGGAUUCUUACAUCCAUACAAACAUGCACAUGCAAACACACACCAUUCAGAGAAACGAUUACUUUAUUAUACAUUUAUACAAAUCUGUUUGUUGUACGUAAAUUCCUUUUUUCACUGGCCCUCUCCUCUUUUUUUUUAGUUUUAUUUUUUUAAGAGAAAAAUAUAGGAUAGAUAAUGAUAUGCAUGCAAAGCCACAUCAAAGGGAGGUCUACUGUUGUCUGAUUCCAACUUGGACAAACUAGUUUCAGAAAGAACCACGGUGUGCUUCCUCUGCCGUUUUCACCUGAGGCCCAAAGAGGGUUGUUCUCCUGUUGGGCGACUGGCUUUCCCUUUAGUCGGAUUAACCACGGUCUUCGAUGUAGGCGUAUUGCGUGAUCACAACGGUGUGGAGAAACUUGAGGCCAACUGCAUAUAUUGGUGGAUGGGUAACGUGAGUCAUAACUAAAGGCACUGCUGAUGAGGGAGUCUGAAGGUAUAGAGAGGCAUCACGGCCAAGUUGGAAGUGUUUGUUUCAUGUUGAGUGAGAUGUUGGGUCUACGUCAAUGGUCUCCUUGUUUUUCUUUGACCCACUUCAGAGCUUUAAAGGUCAUUUUUUUAGAAAGUCUUGAGAAAGAUCCUGUCACAAAAAUUUCCCAACAUUCCCUGGUAAUUUCUGAAAUCCCGGUUGGAGGUUUUCUUUAAUCAGCAAGGGGAGUAAGCAACUAGGGAAUCGUCCCGACUUCGAAUUCUUCAACCGGGAUUUCUGAAAAACCUGGGAAUUUUGCAACCGUAGACUAUUUUUGUGCUUUAUGUAGGACUUCGGCCCGAAAUAAAACCGUCUGGUUUAGACCAGCGCCAUCAGUUACUUUUUGGUUCUAUCUGAUUUGUACUGCAAUACCACAGUCUUUUUCACCGAUAUUCCAUGUACUCUGUGUCAUCAGUGGACAUCACUUUUAGCUACCAGCCUCUUGCUCUGAUUAGAUGGUUGCUUAGAUGACUGUUUCCCCUGGAAAUUUAGACAGGAAAAAAUAUUCAGUUUUUUUUAUUUUGAAGACUCAAUGUUUCAAUUUUUAACAAAUAAAUGCAAUCGGUGUGGGUUAUUUUAACCACAAAAGAGAGAUUGUUCACUGUUUUGUAGGUCUUUUCUGACAUGCAUUCCAAUCAGUGAGGUAUUUUGUUUUUGUCAAAUAAUUUGCAAACAACCAUCAAGCUGUCCAAUCUUUAUAGAUUUGUAUUGGUGUGCACGCUCAAAAAAUAAAUUGCCAGUCGGAUAAAAUUAUCAUGACAAUUAUUGACGAUUGUUAUCAAAUGCAAAUUUGUGACUGAUUUUUUUUCUUUUGUGUAAUAGCCAUAUUUGUCACAUUUACUGGAAACCUUUUUCUCUCUUCAUGAUUCAUUUGUGUUGCAGCCUUUUUCUCCCCCAUCAAAUAUAUAUUUUUAAUUGGUUAAUGGUUUGUUUCAGUAUAUUGUAAUAAAAGACCCUUGGAUUCUAACUGGUACAUUUAUGUAACUAUUUUGUCAUUCUUUUUAAUGUAUGAGGCCGUCAAUCAGAAGUAUCAGGAAGCAAAUCUAGUCUGAAUUAAAAACAUCUCUUAAACAGUUGAAAUGAUCAUUCAAAACAUUUACGGGGACUUAAGUUUAUUUCAAUAUUUGGUCAUUUAGCUUUCCAAGGUCCAGAUUCAAGAGGUUGUGAAUUUUAGGUUCAUCACUACAAAAAAACAUACUUGUAAAUAUGCGUUUUCUAGGUAUUUACAAACGAGGUUUAGGGAGCGCCUCAAUUUUGUAGAAGCUGUUUAAAAGAGGAGGUAUGCCCUUUUUAAUUAUGCAAAUUCAAAGACCUGGACCGUGUUGGCAGUCACAGCAUCUUAUAGUAAUAACUUUUUAAAUUCAUUUUUAUAAGAUGGUGUCUGGCUGCUUUUACAACAUUUUUCUGUUGCAGGCAUAUACAACAUGUUAUUGUAGAAUACUUCAUUUUAAAAUCAUUGUUGCAGGAAUUAUUUGUCCUUGUUUCAGUUUCUUCGCUAAAUCAGUUUAAAAAAAAAUCUAUUUUAAUUUCAGCGGUGCUUUGUGGUUCAACAAUGAUUUUUCACGUAAGACUUCAUUCAUUCUGUGCAUGCCAAGAUGACAUGGCUUGUUUAUAUCCCCGGUUUUAUCAAAUAGUUUGAUUUGUGCAACAACAAUAAAAAUGUUUUUGUUCUCUCCCUACACAGUAACAUUUUGGUAUAUUGUUUGAUGUGUACAAUGACUUGUGACAUACAAAAAAAGUAUGAUAUUUUACUAACAUGUCAAUGAAUUAUGUAACUCUCAUGUAAGAGUUGUUUUCCCUCAAUUAUUUUGCUGGGCGAAAGUUGCUCCCAGACAUACGGGGGGCACAUAUUAUAAGCUUUGAAAAUCUUUGCAAAGAAGUGGCUAUUACAUUUGAAUCAGUUUUUCACAAAUUAGUUGUUGGUUAACCUCUAAAUUGUGCAAUAUUUAUUAUUCUCAAUUUAUGCAGUGUCUGAUCUGGAUUUGUGUGAAAUCCAAACCAUAAGAGAUUGAGCCAUUCUGUGUUUGUUCUUAGUAAUCUUGUCCAAGAGUAAGUAAUAGAUCUGUGCUUGUUUCCAUACCGUGCCUUUUCAGGCCUUCAUUUGUUGCUCAAAAUCUCAAUUUUGUGCCGUUGUCAUGACUCGUGACCUGACUGACUUUGCAUCGAGACAGAAGCUUUUAAUGUGUUUGUCGUCAACAGAGUUUGAAUGUCAGUUAGCCUCCACCCAGUCACACGUCAUCGUGUGUAAAAGGCUUCCGAAAGUUCUUCGCUAUGCCCUCAUAAAACACCUAAAACAACCCUAACUUGAACAGACGGUUUUGUCUUGGGAGCAGCCUUUAGCCCAGCCAGUAGAGAGCACUGUGUUUCAGCCUUUGUAAAACCACAUCUCCUGUUGUCAUCCAUUUUGUCCCCAGUCUCCUCUGUUUUUUCCCCUCCCACAGUAAAUCAAUGACACACCUGUUAACUGUUACCCCCCCACUUGACCCACAGGAGUGGGCUACAUAAUGAUGAAUAUUUCCCUUUCACUCGUUUCAAUUCAAUUGGUGGUGGUCGUGAUAAAGGAUUUAGACUUUGUUUCAAAGGUUUUAUUUUGUUUUUUGUUUUUCAAAAUUUGUUUCUCUAUUAAAGUGUUUUUAUUGACUCAG
Molecule: messenger RNA, 10045 nt
Organism: Oncorhynchus nerka (sockeye salmon)
Lineage: Eukaryota; Metazoa; Chordata; Actinopteri; Salmoniformes; Salmonidae
Product: probable helicase with zinc finger domain
Biological process (GO): regulatory ncRNA-mediated post-transcriptional gene silencing
Cellular component (GO): cytosol; P granule
Molecular function (GO): metal ion binding; helicase activity
Source: RefSeq, a predicted model, not a curated record